Lepidothrix coronata (blue-crowned manakin) is the source of this 2846-nucleotide messenger RNA. It is a transcript of the gene PSMD11, whose product is annotated as proteasome 26S subunit, non-ATPase 11. NCBI's taxonomy places the organism in Eukaryota, Metazoa, Chordata, Aves, Passeriformes, Pipridae. The transcript has 14 exons. The record is from RefSeq and is a predicted model, not a curated record. Gene Ontology annotation, cellular component: proteasome regulatory particle, lid subcomplex. Gene Ontology annotation, molecular function: structural molecule activity; protein binding. Gene Ontology annotation, biological process: ubiquitin-dependent protein catabolic process. The coding region runs from base 312 to 1580 and encodes 422 amino acids.
CCGCCGCCAAACGCUCUCUUUCCAACCGCUCCUUCCCUCCCUCCCUGCCAUCCCUCGCUCCCUGCCAUCCCUCCCUCCCUGCCAUCCCUCCUCCCCUCUCCAAACCCCGCCGACUUUCCUUCCCCUCCAAACGCGCCCUUCGCAAACCACCCCCUCCUUCCCCGGGCCACGCCCCUUCCGUUGACCCCGCCCCCUCAGGCCCCGCCCCGCCCCUCCCUCGCGCCGUUCCCGCCAUGCCGCACGCGCGGAAGGGGCGCGGCUGAGGCGGCGGUGCCGCCCCUUCCGUGAGGGCGGCGAGGCGGAGGAGCAAGAUGGCGGCGGCGGCCGUGCUGGAGCUGCAGCGCGCGCGGUCCCUGCUCUCCACCGACCGCGAGGCCUCCAUCGCCAUCCUGCACUCCAUCGUGAAACGUGAGGUCUAUGAGGACGAUGAGGAAGCAGUGCAGGUCAAGGAGCAGAGCAUCCUGGAGCUGGCAUCACUACUGGCCCAGACUGGGCAGGCAGAAGAGCUGGGAGGACUCCUGAAGUAUAUCCGGCCCUUCUUGAACAUCAUCAGCAAAGCCAAGGCCGCCCAUAUAGUGCGGGUCCUGCUCGACCUGCUCCUUAACAUGGAGGCAGCCACAGGACAGGAGGUGGACCUGUGUUUAGAGUGUAUUGAAUGGGCCAAAUUAGAGAAGAGGACUUUCCUACGCCAGGCUCUGGAGGCCAGGCUGGUCUCUCUCUACUUCGACAACAAGAAGUACCAAGAAGCUUUGCAACUAGGCUCCCAGCUCCUGCGGGAAUUGAAGAAGAUGGAUGACAAGGCACUGCUGGUGGAAGUGCAGCUGUUGGAGAGCAAGACUUACCAUGCCCUGAGCAACCUGCCAAAAGCAAGAGCAGCCUUAACCUCGGCACGGACCACGGCCAAUGCCAUCUACUGUCCCCCCAAGCUGCAGGCAGCGCUGGACAUGCAGUCAGGUAUUAUCCAUGCAGCAGAAGAGAAGGACUGGAAAACAGCCUAUUCAUAUUUCUAUGAGGCAUUUGAGGGAAAUGAUUCAAUUGACAACCCCAAAGCCAUCAUUGCACUGAAGUACAUGUUGCUGUGCAAAAUCAUGCUGAACAGCCCAGAAGAUGUGCAAGCAUUAGUGAGUGGGAAGCUUGCUCUGCGGUAUGCAGGAAGACAGACAGAAGCACUAAAAUGCGUGGCACAGGCCAGCAAGAACCGGUCGCUGGCAGAUUUUGAAAAGGCCCUGACAGACUAUAAGGUGGAGCUCAGGGACGACCCCAUCAUAAACACUCACUUGGCCAAGCUCUAUGAUAAUUUAUUGGAACAGAACCUGAUCAGAGUUAUUGAACCCUUCUCCAGAGUACAGAUUGAACACAUAUCCAGCCUCAUCAAGCUCUCAAAGGCUGAGGUAGAAAGGAAGCUAUCACAGAUGAUCUUGGACAAGAAGUUUCAUGGAAUCCUCGACCAGGGCGAGGGCGUCCUGAUCAUCUUCGACGAACCCCCCGUAGACAAAACUUACGAGGCCGCCCUCGAGACGAUCCAGAACAUGAGCAAAGUAGUGGAUUCGCUCUACAACAAAGCCAAGAAGUUGACAUAGAGUUGAAUUUGCUAGCUGUCAUUUGGAGAGUGUGUGUGACAGGAGAGUGAAACCUUUGGGAAAAUGUUAGGAGACUUUUUUUUUUUUUUUUUUCUUCUUCUUCGUUCUACUUUUCGCUCGGAAAGUUUUUAAACUUCCUCAUCCGGUGCAUCUUGUAUUCCAGACGAUGCGUGUUCCACUUUCCAUGUAAUCUUUACUGGCCGAACUUUGUAUCUGGGGGGGGGGAAUAUUGUUUAAACAAAGAGGGUAUUCUAAAUAAAAGGAAAAAGGCUUACACUACCUAAACAUGUGCUUUCCACUUCCUGAGGGACGGCAGAGUUCAGCAGGGACAGCGUUUUGUUACCAGUAGGUGCCCAAAUCCAGUUUGUUUCCUCUCCUCCACCCUGAAACCAGAGCUGUGCUGGUGGAGCACGAGCAGCCAACUCGAUUCCAUUUGUACUGAACCAAACCAACCCAAAAUGUACAGACUGCUGGUUUGUUUUUCAAGCCUCAAGGCCUCAGCCCCCCCGGGAAGCAGCUCCGGGGAGGUUUUCCUGCAGGACGGAGCUGUCGGGGUCCCCCCGGCCCCGCUCUGGGCGGAGGGGCCGGCGCAGGUUCCCCUGAGCCUGACUUUGCAUGCUCUUGUUUGCAGAUAGACUAGGUUUUAAAUGUUUUCUCCCUCCCCACCUGCACUGGUAGGAAGAGCAGGUGACCCUGACUGUCCACAUUUACUCUGCUGCAUCAGUGUUUGGUUUUUGUUCCCCAUCCGAUGUGGGACGGCUUGGCCCUCUGGAAUAGCCCAGUGCAGCUCGCUGGGAGCUUCCUCCUUAGUCCCAGAGUCAUGUGGGGGGUGGAGCACGGUGUAUUCCAGCAUGUUCCAUUUUCUGGUGAGGUUUCCAGUAGGUUUUAAUGCCAUUUGGGCAGUGUAAGCUUCUGCAUCCCUGUCCUGCUCAUCUUUAUUUCUCCUUUCUCCUCUGUCUCUUUUUCCCUCUCCAUGUUUUUCUUACAAAAUUUAUAUUUUGUAAAAGGAUUCUGUUUUAUCAGGAAAUACUCUGCCUUCAUGCUGACUCUUAGACUGGCUGAUUUUUCCCUUUUCUGUUCACAUUUUGACCUCUCUGACCUUAUAUUUUAUUUUAUUUUAUUAUUUUUAAUUUCCAUCUCCUCCAGUCAGUCGCUGUUUGGGGUUUUGGCACCAUCAAUAUCAAAUGUACAAACGGUUCUUGCUAACCAACACCAGGUAUAUCUGAUGUUCAGAUGAGUUCCAAUAAAGAAUUUUUUUUUCAAAAA